GUACCAAUGGUUCUGGUUGGAAAGGCUGAUAGCAGCAUUUGUUGGAAGGAUCGUUAUUGGGUAAAGGCUAAUCUCUGGAUCAUAGUUUUCAGUUAUGUUGGAAAUUACUUUUGGACCCACUAUUUUUUCACCGUCUUGGGCGCUUCUUACACCUUUCCCUCAUGGAAGAUGAACAAUGUACCACACACAACUUUCCUUCUCACGCACGUGUGCUUUUUGUUUUACCAUGUUUCAUCAAAUAUGACACUUCGUAGGCUUCAACAUUCUAUUGAUCACUUGCCAGAGAAGACACAAUGGCUUUUUAAGGGCGCCUGGAUUCUAGCUUUUUCAUAUUUUAUAGCAUAUCUUGAGACCUUAGCUAUUUCCAACUUUCCCUAUUACGAGUUUGUGGACCGGGCUUCCAUGUAUAAAGUUGGAUCCUUGUUUUAUGCAAUUUAUUUUAUGGUCAGCUUCCCAAUGUUUUUAAGGUAUGUAACUAUAUCCAGACAAUCCACCACAUCAGCACCCCCGCCACCACCAACAAAAAUGAAAAAAUAAUAAUCUAUUCAUGUAUUUGUCAUAAUGUUGUAUUAUAUUAUUUCAAGCAUAAUGCAUGGCUAUUUGCUAUGGGCAUGACUUUUGGGUGAUUGUGGUAGCACCAUAACAGUGCCUUUUUUGUUAGUCUUGUUGAACCUGAGCACGUAUUCACA
Molecule: messenger RNA, 689 nt
Organism: Olea europaea var. sylvestris
Lineage: Eukaryota; Viridiplantae; Streptophyta; Magnoliopsida; Lamiales; Oleaceae
Product: cycloeucalenol cycloisomerase
Exons: 5
Coding region: 7-537 (176 amino acids)
Molecular function (GO): cycloeucalenol cycloisomerase activity
Source: RefSeq, a predicted model, not a curated record